Molecule: messenger RNA, 633 nt
Organism: Cryptomeria japonica (Japanese cedar)
Lineage: Eukaryota; Viridiplantae; Streptophyta; Pinopsida; Cupressales; Cupressaceae
Exons: 3
Coding region: 1-633 (210 amino acids)
Source: RefSeq, a predicted model, not a curated record
AUGGCAAAGCUCAAAAUGUCAAAACCUGUCUCCACUCCUCCCAAGAAAUCAAAGCCUAGACAGUCUCAGUCUGCACCUACCUCCGGUGUGCAAAAGCCUGUUCCUCCACCCAAGUCACAAACAACAUCAACCGAUGGAGCAAAGAAGAGGAAAAAGGAGAAGCCCCAAAGAGAAUAUGGUGCUACCACUAUUGAGGACAUAGAGACUGAAUAUGAUGAAGUAGCGAAAGAGGUGAAGAAGACAACCACUUAUGCUAGAGUGGUGAAGAAUCCUCAAUUCGGUUGUGCCCAACCAACCAAGAAGCCAAGGGAAGAAGCUGAUCCAUCGGGUAGAACUAGAAGCAAUCUCAUGACACAUGUUCCAGAAGUGCAUGAAGCUAUUCCUGACAAGCAAAAAGAUCAAUCAUCUGAGAAAGCUAUUCUGGAAGUGCAACCCAAGGAUCCUCCGGUAAUUGAAAUUGUAUCAGAAAAAGAAACUGAGGAGACAAAUGAUACAAAAAAGGGUGAAGAUGAUGGUGAGGAAGGUGAAAAGGAUGAGAUUGUAGAGGUUGUAGAAAAUGAGAAAGGAGAGAAGAAGGAAGAUCAGGUUCCAGUGACAGUGGCAAGAGACUUUGUAACUGAUAAAUGUAAAUAG